UGGUCUCAUGCUCGGCCCAGCGGCAAGUCACAGUUCAGCCGGGGCCCUUGAUCCGAACGGAAGGCUCUCACAUCACCAUCUGGUGUAACGUGACCGGCUACAAGGAAGGGGUCGAGCAAGAUUUUGAAUGGUCCAUGUACCUUUACACCGCUCCCGAUCGAGAGAUCCGUAUCGUGAGCACGUCCCAGCACAACUAUGCCUAUGCCUUGUACGCCCAGCGCGUCAACAGCAACGAGAUCUACAUCGAGAGGCUGAGCAGAGACUCUGUCCUGCUGCACAUCACCAAACUGCAGGCCACCGACCAGGGCAUGUAUGAGUGCUACACUCCCAACACCGAUAGCCGCUACCUUGGCUCCUACAGCGCCCGUACCAACCUCACUGAUAACUCUGGGGUCCUCUGAGAAAUCAAAUUCCAUCCGGAUACUAAUGUCUGUGAUUUGUGGGAUAUUAUAAUUUUUUCCUCCUCACAACUUCUCAUUUUUUUGACCUUUCAUUAAAAGCCAUAACUAAAGCUGUCAGUCAGCACAAGUAGAAAGUUAUAGUUACAGUAUUGUCCCUGGAUUUAGACCUUUUUCACCAGCUAUAAAAUGGUUGGUGGUUCAAGCACUAGUGACAACCCAUCCAAUUUAAAAUGAGAAUUAAAUCAAUAAAGACUAAAAAGAGAAUUAAAUCAAUCAGAGACAACCAAGUCCUGUCUGAAUCUGUACACGAAACGUCAGGCAUCUUAUGUUAAUA
Messenger RNA from Sinocyclocheilus grahami, 735 nucleotides. RefSeq names its product immunoglobulin superfamily member 3-like. The record is from RefSeq and is a predicted model, not a curated record. Lineage: Eukaryota; Metazoa; Chordata; Actinopteri; Cypriniformes; Cyprinidae. The annotation marks the transcript as partial. The transcript is spliced from 2 exons. Gene Ontology annotation, cellular component: membrane.